GUGGCUAUAGAAUUAUCUUACAUACUUGAAUCUAAUAUUAAAAAUUUUAAAAGUGAAAAAAAAUUAGAAGAAACUGGUAUAGUUUUAUCAAUGAGUGAUGGUAUUGCUCGUUGUUACGGUUUAACUAAAAUUCAAGCAGGUGAAAUGGUUGAAUUUAACAAAGGUAAUAUUAAAGGUAUGGCUUUAAAUUUAGAACCUGACGUUGUAGGUGUUGUUGUUUUCAGUAAUGAAAGAGAAAUUCAAGAAGGUAACUUCGUGAAAAGAACUGGAUCUAUUGUAAGUGUACCAACUGGUGAAGGUUUAUUAGGACGUGUAGUAGAUGCUUUAGGUCAACCAAUCGAUGGAAAAGGUGCUAUUAAAUCAAAUACUUUAAGUAGAGUUGAAAUUAAAGCUCCAGGUAUUAUGCCAAGACAAUCUGUAAGUGAACCUGUACAAACUGGUUUAAAAGCUGUAGAUAGUUUAAUUCCUAUUGGUAGAGGUCAACGUGAAUUAAUUAUUGGAGAUAGACAAACUGGUAAAACUUCAAUUGCUAUGGAUACAAUAAUUAAUCAAGUUAAAGCACACCAAAGUGGUGAUAAAGAUAAUCAAUUAUUUUGUAUUUACGUAGCUGUAGGUCAAAAAAGAUCAACUGUAGCAGAUUUAACUAAAACUUUAGAAGAAAAAAAUGCUUUAUUUUUUUCUAUUAUUGUAGCAGCAACUGCAUCAGAUUCAGCUCCAUUACAAUUUUUAGCUCCAUAUACCGGUUGUACUUUAGGUGAAUAUUUUAGAGAUAAUGGUAAACACGCUGUUAUUUUCUAUGACGAUUUAUCUAAACAAGCAGUAGCUUACCGUCAAAUGUCUUUAUUAUUAAGAAGACCUCCAGGUAGAGAAGCUUACCCAGGUGACGUAUUCUAUUUACACUCUAGAUUAUUAGAAAGAGCAGCUAAAAUGAAUAUUGCUAUAGGUGGUGGAUCAUUAACUGCAUUACCAGUUAUUGAAACUCAAGCUGGUGACGUAUCUGCUUAUAUCCCAACUAACGUAAUUUCUAUUACUGAUGGUCAAAUUUUCUUAGAAACUGAAUUAUUCAACCAAGGUCAAAGACCAGCAAUUAGUGUUGGUUUAUCUGUAAGCCGUGUUGGUUCUUCUGCACAAAUUAAAGCUAUGAAACAAAUUGCAGGUUCAAUGAAAUUAGAAUUAGCACAAUUUAGAGAAGUACAAGCUUUCUCUCAAUUUGGUUCUGAUUUAGAUGCAGCUACUCAACAACAAUUACAUAGAGGAGUACGUUUAACUGAAAUGUUAAAACAAGGAUUAAACGUACCUUUAAAUGUUGAAGAUCAAAUUGUUAUCAUUUUUUUAGGUGUUAGAGGUUUCUUAGAUAAAAUUGAAGUUAAAAAAAUCGGACAAUUUGAAAAUGCUUGGUUACAAUUUAUUAAAAAUAAUCAUAAUGAUAUUUUAGUAGAAAUUGCAACUAAAAAAGAAAUUAGUAAAGAAUUAGAAGCUAAAUUACGUACUUUAGCUAAUGAUUUUACUAGUCAAUUUUUAAAUAAAUAA
Saprolegnia parasitica CBS 223.65 is the source of this 1530-nucleotide messenger RNA. The record is from the annotation of a RefSeq genome assembly. Lineage: Eukaryota; Oomycota; Saprolegniomycetes; Saprolegniales; Saprolegniaceae.